Molecule: messenger RNA, 475 nt
Organism: Triplophysa rosa
Lineage: Eukaryota; Metazoa; Chordata; Actinopteri; Cypriniformes; Nemacheilidae
Product: C-myc promoter-binding protein-like
Exons: 3
Biological process (GO): regulation of Rab protein signal transduction
Cellular component (GO): cytoplasmic vesicle
Molecular function (GO): protein binding
Source: RefSeq, a predicted model, not a curated record
AUGCAGCUACAGUGGGUUUCCGGUACUGAACGUCCGACUCUUUGAACUUCAGGAUGGUCCCAGAGUCCCCACAGCACCUUCAGUUUUGAGACACAUCAGUCCCAUCAGCCCAGCUGCCAUUUUUAGACGCUCGCAGCAGGAGAUCAAAUCAGCCCAGAAGAUGGCUAAGACCUACUCCGCCAUCCCUCAGAUGUGGUCCAAGUGUCUUCUCCGGCACUGCAGCGGCCUGUGGUUCAUCUCCUUGCCUGCAUACGUCAGCGCUUGCCACUCCAAAGUGCGGGUGCUGCAUACUGCCUAUGAUGUGCUGAGGAACAUGCAGGACAAAAAGUUGCAGCCCCCUGAUGAGGUCUGUUACCGGGUUCUGAUGCAGCUGUGUGGGCAGUACGGACAGCCUGUUCUUGCCGUUCGGGUUCUGUUUGAGAUGAAGAAAGCUGGUGUGCAGCCCAAUGCAAUAACAUACGGAUAUUAUAACAGG